CGCUUGUCCCCUGUGCCCGGACGACGACGGAGGACGCGCGGGUCCGCACACGACUCCACUAAAUGCCCUUCGUCAAGCCCAUGGCGAACAAGUCCCCUCGUAUGAGGGCCCUGGCGCUGUACAAGGAGCUGCACAGGCUGGGCAGGGACUACCCAGAUCCCUCGUAUAAUUUCCACGGGAAGCUGCGAGGUCUAUACGAGAAGAACAAGAACUUGCAGGACCCGGAGGAGAUAGAGAAUGCCCUAAAACUCGGGGAAUACAUUCGGAAUGAAACACUCGCGCUGUACUCACUACGCAAAUAUCGACAUUUGAGGCGGAUGUAUCCCAACGACUCGCACAGCGAUACCUUUCCCUGAACUGCGUACCUCGGUGCCUCUGACAUGCGACACCUCCGCUCUCGGCCGAUCUGACCCACAUGUACACUUCGCACCCCAUCUGUCUUGCCCGCCCGGUUGCCUCAUCCCAGCCAUCAUCUAUCGGGGGACUGAAGGUCGAGGUCGGGCCGCUGCCACCCGCCAUUACGAAGCGAUGGCAUCAUACCAGCAGCUAGCUGGACAUGUACCUGACACAAGGGCGGUUCUUUUGUACUAUAUUAGUGCGUCUAUUUUAUCACCUGCACACCAUGUAUGCGUUCACUGUUCUCACACAUCUAGACGAGUGUACUGUAUCUGAGUCGGUAGCUGUACGCUGUUGUGCGAAGUUAUACAAGCAGACCCCUACAUCUCGCAGCUCUCAACUGUCAAUGAGGCCGAUCAUAAGCAUGCAUCAAGAUUGGAUAAGUCCACACCAUAC
Molecule: messenger RNA, 792 nt
Organism: Rhodofomes roseus
Lineage: Eukaryota; Fungi; Basidiomycota; Agaricomycetes; Polyporales; Fomitopsidaceae
Exons: 4
Coding region: 63-356 (97 amino acids)
Biological process (GO): respiratory electron transport chain
Cellular component (GO): mitochondrion
Source: RefSeq, a predicted model, not a curated record